AUGGCAGAAACAACAGUUACUGAGUUUCCUGGUCGGAUUUCGUGGAAAAGUGUCAUCACCCUGAAGAAGAUUGUUAAUAAGUUCGAGGAAAUGGAUCUUUUAGAGAAUGAAGAAAGUGAACAUGAAGAAUUUACUCCCAAUCCCCCCAAACCUGCCACCAAGAAGAGAAAGGCUGAAGCUACUCUUAAAGAAGCAGUCAACUUGAAGAAGAAGCUUGCUUAUGAAUCGAUUCCGGCCCGCAUUCUUACUCCCCCCUCCGCGACCUUAAGUCCUCGGGCUGAGACACCUCCUCCUCGGGCUCAGACACCUUCUCCUCGGGCUCCAACACCUUCUGUUGGAUGUAAAUGUAAUGAGCUGAAGGAGGAGCUGAAAAUAGAGUUGAAAGAGGAGCUGAAAGAGCUGAAAACAGAGCUCAUCAAAGAGCUGAAAAUCACAAUUAAAGAAACUCAACAAACUCACCUUGAGUCGUUCAAGAAGAUGGUUUUUAUACCUAUUUUGCAAGUUAAGGAUUCUAAGAAGGAUGGCGAAGAGGAGAAGAGCAAGGUUGAACAGAAGAAGGAGAAAAGCAAGGUUGAACUGAAGGAGGAGAGGAUCGAUGGGACUGUAGGGGAUGAUGAUGAGAAGGUGAAUGAUGUAAAGAAAGAUGUGGCUGUGGGGGAUGAUGAGAAGUUGAAUGAUGUAAAGAAAGAUGAUGUGUCUGUGGGGGAUGAUGUUGCUAAGGUGGAGGAUGAUCAGAAGGUGGAUGAUGUUGCUAAGAAGGUGGAUGAUAAUGUAGAGGUGGAGGACGAUGAAAAGGUGGAGGACGAUGAAAAGGUUGAGGACGAUGAGAAGCUGGAUGAUGAGAAGGUGGAGGAUGAUGUAAAGGUGGAGGACGAUGAGAAGCUGGAUGUGGCUAAGGUGGAUGAUGUGGGGGAUGAUCUGAAAGUGAAGGUGAAGGAUCUGAAAGUGAAGGUCAAGGAUGAGGAGAGUGUGGGUGUGGAUGUGCAACAAGGAAUUCAGAGUAAGAAGGUUGAAGAUGACAAGAUGAUUUCCAGUUAUACAAUACUCCUCUUAAAGCGAAAUUUGGGAGGAGAGCGAGGAAGCCGAAAAAGAUGA
Impatiens glandulifera is the source of this 1095-nucleotide messenger RNA. Its product is annotated as nucleolin 1-like. The transcript is spliced from 5 exons. Lineage: Eukaryota; Viridiplantae; Streptophyta; Magnoliopsida; Ericales; Balsaminaceae. The record is from RefSeq and is a predicted model, not a curated record. Bases 1 to 1095 code for a protein of 364 amino acids.